AUGAUUAGAAUAGUAAAUGAUGAUACGCUUGGGGUUGAAGACAAUCGAUGUUGGAGAGCACCAACAGACGGCAAUAUGCUUUCGAAUGAGGAAGAUUAUCUCGACAAUGAGUAUUACACUAUGAAUCUUCAAUUUUUUCGUUUAAUUGGAUUAUGCCAAAAGACGUCAUCUAAGAAAAUAAUUCGUAUUUGUUUUAUUAAUGUUAUGCUAGCUUUUGGAAUAUUCGAACAGAUGAAAAAAAUUCUUUUUCGUAUCAAGUCCGAUUGGGAUGACCUGGCAAACAAACCAGAAUUAGUGAUACUGAAAACAUAUGCAGAAAUUAGCAGACUUUGUACAUUAACAAUCGCAAGUAAUGUGUUUCGUUACGUCAUUGGUUCUAUAAGUGAAACGGAAUUAAUAUUACCAUUUCCCAUUACCUAUUUCAUGAAAAGCUAUAUGUUUUACUACAUCGGGCUUACAAUCGAAUUUGUAAUUAUAUUAAUCGUGGGCACUGUAGGGAUUGCUAACUAUUCUAUGUUUAUAGUAGUUAUCCAGCAUGCUUGUGCACUUCUUACAAUCGUCCAAUGGAAUGCAAUUGAAAGAUUUAUAAAGAAUCAACAAAGUUUCUAUUAUUCGAGUAAUAAAAGUGAAUUAAUCGAAGAGAGAGAGAAGAUCUUACAUAUCAUAAAAUUCUAUAAUAAGGCGAUUGAAUUUAUUAAUUUAUUGAAAUCGUUUUACGAAUCAAUUCAUCUGCUCGAAGAAUUCUUUGCAUUUAUAUGUGUUCUGUUAGAUUACUUUUACUUCUUUCAGAUAAUAUCUUUCACUCUUAAUUUGACCGAAGGAUUAACGAAGCUCUUAUAUAUUUUUGGAUCCCUUUUUAUAAUAUAUGCUUACUUUUAUCUGGCACAAAAUUUAAUAAAUCAUAACGUCAAAGUAUUUACAAUAUUGUGUCAAAUUCCAUUUUAUUCGUUAUCUCUGAAGACGCAAAAUUUGUUACUCUUUUUGAUAAUGAGAAGCAUGAGGCCGUGCAGUUUAUCGGUGAAGGGUGCUAUUGUUGUAUCCAAUGACCAUUUUGCAACGUUAUACUCAUCAAACAACUUAUGUUUCAUAUGA
Vespa mandarinia (Asian giant hornet) is the source of this 1092-nucleotide messenger RNA. RefSeq lists its product as uncharacterized. Gene Ontology annotation, cellular component: plasma membrane. The record is from RefSeq and is a predicted model, not a curated record. Gene Ontology annotation, biological process: detection of chemical stimulus involved in sensory perception of smell; sensory perception of smell. Gene Ontology annotation, molecular function: odorant binding; olfactory receptor activity. Lineage: Eukaryota; Metazoa; Arthropoda; Insecta; Hymenoptera; Vespidae.